AUGGCAGCUGCAAGGAGGAGGAAAGGAAGCGGAAGUAAAAAUACCUCAAUCGUAUCGAGUUCCAAGGACGACGUUGUUGUGGCAGAAGAUGAGCUGAGCGCCAUUAAUGCAAUGGCUUACCAUAUACACAGUCGCAGCAGUAUUUGCAAAAGAACGACAAUAAUCAUAAUUUGCUCAGUAUGUUUUGGUCUGGCGUUAACAUUCGGUAUCCUAUAUGGGUUUGCUGCUACUUCGAUGUCAACCGGCCUAAGCGCCAGCCAGCUAAGCGGAGGUGAUUUGACAAAGGUAUGCUGCAGAGGACGUCAAAAAACUUUUUCGCCAUGGUCCUAUUCCUGUGAGAAUAAUCAGUGUGUCAAGAGACCUGGACUUCCGCAAACAAGAAGCCAAUUGCUCAGUUCGUGCAAACUAACUUGCGGUAAUUCCGGUGGGAUUUGGCCCAAACCCCGUGGCACGACCCGCAUUGCAAACACAACGGUGCCCAUUAUACCAAGCAAAAUCAAACUGAACCAAGUAACUUGCACUGGUGGCAGCUGUGGGAGCGAUGUCACGACGAUGGUUAAACAGGCAUUUUCUCUCUUUUUCAAUUUAACAGUCGACUCGUGCUCUACCCCAGCCACCGAAGUUGAUGUGUCGAUAUGUCAGAAAGAGCCACAAACAAACAGCGUUGAAAUAAAAAUCACUCUCAAAGCUCAGGACAUUAAGCUCACACUUUCCACUUCAGAGGCUUAUAACCUUACUAUCAAUACUUCUGGGGGGCUUGUCACUGUUAAUAUCGCUGCUGACACUUUUUACGGCGCCCGCCACGCUUUAGAGACAGUGAGUCAGCUGAUCAGUUACGAUAUGCUAAGCGAUUCACUUCAAAUUGUUUCCAGUGUCGAUAUCAAAGACAGUCCUGCCUUUCCAUAUAGAGGAGUUAUGCUGGACACGAGUCGAAACUUUUUCUCUGUCAAAAGCAUUCUCAAAUUAUUAGAUGCCAUGUCGUACAAUAAGCUGAACACUUUCCACUGGCAUAUAACUGACACGCACAGUUUUCCUAUUGUUAUUGAAAAGCUUCCAAACAUGUCGUAUUACGGUGCAUAUUCAGAGCGUGAAAGGUACACUGUAGAAGAUGUUAAAAAGAUAGUCAGUCACGCAGCAGUGCGCGGGAUACGUGUUGUACCCGAGUUCGAUCAGCCCGCGCACGCUGGUAACGGCUGGCAAUGGGGGGAGGAUGCUGGUUUUGGAAAGAUGGCAUUUUGCGUUAACCAACGGCCAUGGACGUCAUAUUGCGUGGAACCCCCGUGUGGCCAGCUAAACCCCCUUAACGACAAACUUUAUGACGUCCUUGGUACAAUUUAUGAUGAUUAUAUCCAGAGGUUCAAACCAGAUAUUUUUCACUUUGGAGGCGAUGAGGUAAAUGUUAAUUGCUGGAAUACGUCGAAAGAAAUAGUGGACUGGAUGCAAAAGCAGGGGAAAAAUAGAACUGAGAAGGACUUCUUAGAUUUGUGGAACAAUUUUUUGGUGAAAGCGACAAAUGCAUUCAACUCAAAGACGAAGGAAGAAAUACCGUUGGUUGUCUGGUCAAGCAAAAUGACCGAGGAAGCACACCUGACAAAGUACUUGAACAACCGCACAUACAUUGUACACUUGUGGAACGUUGCCACUGACAAAUCGAUACCAAAUAUCCUGAAUAAUGGCUUCAGAGUAAUAUUAAGCAACUAUGACCACACCUAUCUGGACUGUGGGUUUGGUUCAUGGGUUGCUAAUGGCAACAACUGGUGCUCGCCCUACAAGCAGUGGCAGCUCCAAUAUAAUCUGAAUCCAAAAGCGUUUGUGGCCUAUUUCAAUUUGACGCAAGAAAAAGUAAACCUUAUCUUAGGUGGGGAGACAAACAUGUGGUCAGAACAGGUUGACGAAAAUUCAUUGGAAAUGAAGGUUUGGCCUCGAUCAGCGGCCCUUGCGGAGCGAAUGUGGACCAACCCAACAGAGGACUGGAGAGCUGCGGAGCAACGAUUGAUGCAUCAUAGGCAACUUCUUGUCGACAGAGGAAUCCAAGCGGAUGCUCUGAAGCCAUUGUGGUGCUACCAGAACUCAGGCAGAUGCAUUGCAUAAAGCAGGGCCUAAAAUCAAUCGGACAGUGUUUAGAUCUGUUAUAUUGUUUGAUGAAAGCAUCGAGAACAGAGCAAAGUUUUGUGGGAAAAUCAUUUGUAGUACGAGGGCAAUGGUAACACUUAAGUUUUGGAAAAUAUUUGGAAAAAGGUGAGUUAAAAGACACCUCACUACUGAGAAAAAACCUUUCCAUUUUCAAUAGCAUUUUUGUAAAGCCGUUUUUUCUUUUAAUACUUGUUUUCAUCCAGAAAAAAGCUUCUGUUAACAAAACUAAUUCAUUUACAACGAUUUAAGAGAUUUCUAGAACAAUUUUGCUCUGUUUUCACAAAUUAGUUAUAUAUCUUCCUGAUAGAGUAUCUAUAUUUUUCGACACUUUUCAAAUGACGAAAUUCCCUCUUGUUUGGUCUGGCACCGAACUGGGCAUCAUUAAAACAUUUUGUUCAUUCACAUUUUAUAUUUACAAAGAGGAACUCUAGCCAUUGUAAAUAGAUUUUGUUCACAUAUAGCGUGUAUUGAAGCAAUGCUUAUGUCGUUUGUUGAAAUUACUGUUGCUUAAGUAGACAUUUAGCUUUGUAAGUCAGAGUCCAUCAGAAUGGCCUAAAGUUGA
Molecule: messenger RNA, 2695 nt
Organism: Rhopilema esculentum
Lineage: Eukaryota; Metazoa; Cnidaria; Scyphozoa; Rhizostomeae; Rhizostomatidae
Product: chitooligosaccharidolytic beta-N-acetylglucosaminidase
Biological process (GO): protein deglycosylation; glycosaminoglycan metabolic process; carbohydrate metabolic process
Cellular component (GO): plasma membrane
Molecular function (GO): beta-N-acetylglucosaminidase activity
Source: RefSeq, a predicted model, not a curated record